Messenger RNA from Schistosoma guineensis, 6682 nucleotides. The record is from the annotation of a GenBank genome assembly. Lineage: Eukaryota; Metazoa; Platyhelminthes; Trematoda; Strigeidida; Schistosomatidae.
GCAGGCGGGUGAUCAACUCAGAUGAACACUUUAUUUUAAAGCGGGCUGUUUAUAGCUGUUUGCCGUGGUUCCCAGUAGGUUAUGACACACAUAUAAUCUUGUCUUCACUUUAUCGUCGAAAAUUGCACUACUGUGGUUUUGGUGUGGAACACUUACCAUGUUUUUAGAUCCACGAUUUUUACUGGUUAUUCCACUUUAUUAAACAAGUGACACGGUGGUGAUCAAUGUUUGUUUGGUGAACCUGUGAUUACAUUCUGGUUCAUAGCAAGGGAAGUAAAGGAAAACAGUAGUAGAGCAGUAAAACUACUCAUUACGUGGACCACUGUUCCUGGUCGACUAGACACGUGCCAUUAUUAUCCAACUGAUUCGUUUGGAGUCUCAGACCGUAGUGCGUAAUUAUAAAGCUGAUUAUUAUGCUGCACAACUGGAUUCAGUUAAUUGCUCUUCAGUGGCGUCGAUCAAAUCUUAAAUUUUACCGAGUUAGCUACAAGACGGUUUAAACCUAUUUGCGACUCAACGUUUACGAUCGUCUAAAUGUUUUGCGAAACGGAUUUCUGAAACAUGUACAAAUGUUUCUUAUGUCAUCGUCUUAUUUUAUAGUUAGUUUGCCGACUAAUAUUAAUAACUAAGGUCCCAGAUUUUCAUUGUUUCGUUGUAUGUACAUACUUCAGCAUUGUUUAACCUGAACACCAUUGAAAAUACAACAUUUUACGAUCGCGCAACCACGCUCCUUUAGUUUCGUGAUUUCAUUGUUUUGUCUAUUUACUUUCUUAACGAUGUCAUACUAGCUUCUUAAGCACUAGCCAUAAGCUUAAAUCAUUCUAGUGUCAACCGAUGUCAAAUGUUUGAACCUCCAUUUGGUUUCGUUAGCCAGGUAGUACUACUAGUCUUUACAUAUACUGCGUUUUGGAGGGCGAGUGCAAAAAAGGAUAUUUAGUAGUUAUAUUGGCAUAUCUAUUUUAAAAGCAAAAUAGACUGCUAGUGUUAGCAUGGUUUACUGUUAGAGUUACCUUGAAAGUGAACUUUGUCUGAACAAUGUUGGCUUCAUAGUUAUAUGCUGUUAAUUAAUUCACAUUUCUAACUUGUUUAUCUGUUUGAACCAUUGAGGCGUAAACAUAAGUGUCUUAUAAUUACCUACAAGUAUUACGCUUCUAGCACACUACAUAAAAGCUGUUUUUCACAACUCUCGUGUUAUCCUAAUUUUCAGUGAUAACCAUCUAUGUAAUAUAUAUGUAAGAAAGUAUCAGUGAACUUUAUCCAGCUUUUUAAGCCUCAAAAAAAUAUUAAGUCGUGCCUUGUCCUGUAAAUAGUUCUUUAUGGAUGUAUAAAUCGUCUCUUGAGAAACAGUUUCGUCAACCAGAUGUGUAAACCCCUCCCAGCUUUACAUGGUUCACUGUAGUUCUAACUUCACUAAAGUAGUUAGGGAUCAAAAGUCUUUCUUAUCGAAUAGGCUGGUCUAACUGAAUAAAUCAAUCAUGCAUCCUCACUUUAUUGAUUAUUCUAAUGCUUGACUACGUUGUAUCACUCACAGUGUUUUCCUUAAUCAUCGAAUAAAGUUGUUCAGUAACCUUUGAAUCGUAUAUUCUCUCAGUUAAAUUUGCAGGCUUCUUUUACUGAACUAAUCUACGGCUGAUGAAUUUCUUACCAAUCAUGGGACGAGAAAGUAUUCUCAUAUCAUUUGUUAAGGAUGUAUCUGUCAGAAAAUCAUUGAUUUUUAACCUAAGCUUUGUUAUUGUGGUAGGAUCCCAGUGCAGAACGUCACGAUUUAUUUUCUCUAGUUUAUAAUAAUUCAGAUUAUUUAUUGACUUAGUUGUAAUAAUUUUACUUUUCAUAAUUAAAAUGAUUCAUGUGACUAAACUAUAACAAUGGGAUCACAUCCAGUAUGUAUAUGCUCUGUAUAUUUGGCAAAGUAGCUGCUUAAAUAUUUAAGUCAUCUAACAUUCAGUCCAUAGAUUAGAUUUCCAAAUAACAACUUUUUGGUCGACUUGUCUAUUUCUUAUCUUCUUUUUCAAUGUGUUAUUAGAUAUACCAUUUAAUGAUUAAAACUUUUCGAGUCCUAAUUUUCUUGAGGUUAUGUGAUUUUCGUCUUCGUUUUGUGUCUUGGUUUAGAUACUUACAAAUGGACUUUUUGAAUUGGCUCACUGGGUGGAAAAGAGAUUCUAACGAUGAUAGUCAGUUAGACUUCUCGUUCCUAUUUCCUGCCACCAUUGGAGUAGGAUCAAUAGUCAUUUGUCUUGUUGCCCACUAUCGGAAUGAGUUAUUCGAUUUAAAAUCGACUAUAUUCCGAAAUACAAAGGAUGAAAACGUUUCUUCGCGUCGUGGCAACUCCUAUUCCAAUUUCAGGAAGAAGCCAAAGCAUUCCAACAAAUCUGAAUCAAAUGCUACUCAAAUUCGAAAAACGGAAGUUUCACAACCACUUGUAGUCGAGACACUAGCUCCAGUCUUACCUGUCCAACAAACAGAAUGCGCAUCAGUUCAGCCUAUUCAAAUUAAACAAGAAACAGUCAGCGAGGCAACAGAUGGAAUUGAGGCUGAGUUCUUUAACCCCAUUCCAAAGAAGCAGAAAAAGUCCAAACGUUCAUCUAAAACGAAAGACGCCCUAAACCAUGGUUUGAAUGAACAAACUGAGAUCGAUCCAGCAUGGGUUACGGUCACUUCAAAAAAGGUAAAACUUUCCAACCGCAACACUCAAAAGAAAAAGAACGUGGAUAGCGAAGGAGAUCAAUCAGUUUCGGAAAAUCACUCACCCAUUUCUUUUGCUGAGUCACCGAUCCAAAAUAAACAAGCAAACAAUAAGCAACAAGAGCUAUCCACUAGCAAUAAAUCUAGCUCCUCCAUUGUAGAAAAUAAGUCUAUGAAUUUGGAAUUAAACACAGAUCAAUCAUGUCCUACUAAGCGGUCGAAAGCUCCUGCCCAAACUCAACCCAUGAAAACUGAACAUAAUGAGAAUACAAAGUUGGGUACCGUAAAUUCGCAUACUUCAACACCUUAUGAAGAGUUGUUGUACAAAAAUCUUGGUGCUGAAACAGUAACAGCCAUUCGAUCACUGAUUCUGAAUAGCGAAACCCAUACUUCACGUCCUUCUGAAAUCCCUUCUUCAUGUGAUGAGAUGAGCAAGCAAAAAAUAUUGUCUGUGUCUCCCAAAAGUACGAAUAAUCUGCCCACAACAAGUGAACUUAUAUCACAGCAUAUGACAGCCCAGCUACAAGCGAAAGAAGCUGAAUGUCAGGUUUUGCGUACUGAAGUUGUCCAUUUAAGGGAUGAAGUAAAAAUACUGAAAACUCUAGCUCUUAAUCGUGUACCUGUCCAAAAGCCUAUGACUGACGCUGAAACGAUGACUGAUCCAAUUGAAUCACCGGAUAUUAAAUCCUCGCUUCCUCAGCAAUCGACCGAUUCAGAUGCAGUUCUACUGUCGACUCUUCAAAAUGAAAUUGCCCGUUUAGUUAAAGAAGUGGUUAUCUAUCAACAACGUAGUGAAAAUUUGAAAAGUCGUUUGGAUACAGCCAAUAAGAAAUUAUCCGAUUCAAAAUCUAAAGCUGCUGAUGAAACUAAAUUAUUACAACAAACUUUAGAUACACAAUCGGAGAAAUUAUACAGUCUAGAGUCUGAGAAUAGUCGUUUAGAAAAAGAAUUAAAAGAUGUAUUACAGAAAGCUGAAAUUCAUCAUCGAAAAUCUGAGGAGGCUGAACACAAACUCACACAGCGUUUGGAGGAACUAGAAGUACUCCGACUAGAUAUCUCAUCUUUCAGGAGCAAAUGUGAGGCACUGGAAAAUGGAAACUCUGUACUUCGGGGAGAGAAAGACAUUCUAACACUCAAAUUCGACGAAUUAAGCAAUAAACAUUCCAGUGUUCUGUCCGAAUUGUCUGCAUCUCAAUCACAAUGUAACGUACUUCGUAGACAAAUAAGUGAAUAUGAUGAUCGUCUACGUCAAAUAAAUGAUCAACAUCAAAUUGUUGUAGAUGAUAUGAAGAAUCAGUUAACAUCAUUAUUAUAUAACCAUGAAACAAAAGAAAAAUCACAUAUCAAUAUGAUAAAUACAUUAGAAGCUGAACUAGAAAAGUUAACCAAUGAAAAUAAUGAAUUAAAUAAAUCACUUAAACUACAUGAAAGUGAACUAGGACAUUUACGUACUGUUGAAAAAGUUACAGUAAUUCAAAGAACUAAUGAAGAUAAAUUUAUGCAAACUGUCGAUGAUAUUCAGAAUAAUGAUCCUCAAACUGAUGAUGGCAAGUCAAGCAGCAUUCAUUAUGAAACCAUUGUUAAAAUGAAUGAUCAUACAGGCCAAACAGAAUCGGAUCAAUUUAUUAUUAAGUCUAGUGAAUACAAAUCAUUACAAAGUCAAGUUGAUCAUUACAAGUCAGCGUUAGAUGCCACUGAAUCAAUGCUAUCUAAAUUACAAACGUCCGUGAAUGAAGAAGAAGCACGCUGGCACAAAGCAUUGGAUGCUGCAAAUAUUGAAAAUGAAUUGUUAAAAACGAAAUCAAUUAAACUUGAAGCUGCUUUGAAUGAAUUAAUAGAAGAUCGUAAUACUUUGACAACGACUAUCGAAGAGCUUCGUAAAAACAGAGAGUUUAACAAUUGUAAUCUGAUUGAAACUUCGACUGAUAAUUCUCUGACAACAUCCAUCAGUACGGAAAAGAAGUUGAACAAUUCGUCAUCCAUUUCACCGUCACCGUCCUCGCCAUUAUCAACAUCAGCGACAACAACUGAUGAUGCUGAUGAACAAAACAUGUCCAAAUCCGAAUUGAUACGCUUAGUUGCUAAAUUACGUAAUCUUGUUGAAGUGGAACGUAACGCAUUAAAACAAGAACAAUCAUUAUCAGCCGAGUUAAGAACAAAAUUAAACGAUACCGACUCACAUGAUGAUCAGAAUUAUAAUUAUUCAAAUAAUAAUUGUUCAGACGAGAACACGUGCUUAAUUAAUAGUCCUACAGAAACUAUAGAAAAUGCUAUAAACUAUCAUAAUAAUUCUGGUGAUGAUCAUUAUACCAAUACGAAAACUAAUUCUCUGCAUAUUCAUCCAAAAGGUGGUCUACUAGAAACUGAUGAUGUCAAAUCUGAACAAUUAAACAAUUGUUUUGAUGUAAUAUCAAAAAUUCCAGAUUGUAUUCCUCAACGUGAAAUAUCGUCGAAUGACAGUGGUUACAUUGUUCUAUCCAAUGGUAUACAUAAGGAAUUAAAUGGACAAGCCAAUCAUGAUCAAAUUGAUAGUAAUAAUGCUGAUGAUAAUAAUUAAUAUAAAACUGCAAUAUAAAUAUGAAUUUCUCUAUCUAUAUGUUUUUUUCUUUUCUGUUCCUCCGUUUCUGAACUUUUCUGUUUGUUGCUUUCUUUCUUUAUUGUGUUAAUUUCACUUACAGUCUUCUUUCAACUAAUGUUUUGCAAAUUUGUAAUCAGGUAGGAAAAAGUAUAAAAAAUAAAAGAGAAUCGAAAUGAAUAAUUUCUUCAUUUUAUCUAUCUUCUUGUUUCCUUAAUGAUUUGUCAUAUAUUUGAUAAUUUGGGAUUUGUUGUAAUAUUUAAUAUUGGGUUUAUAUUUCUCUGUGUGUGUGUGUGGACAGUUUUGUGAAACGUGCGUGCAAUGUUUUAGGCGCACCUGGUGAUUACUGCCACUUGUGAAAUUAGUUCUAUUUAUAAUUUAUUAAAACAAUAAUUGAUAUUGAAUUAUACUCUUUCUUCAUUUGAGUAAAGUAAAGAGAACAUAUCUAGUUAUUACAUAGGUGAAUUUAGUCUACAAAAAGUUACUUUGUAUUUCUGGUAUAUUUUCUGUUGUUGUAAAUAAUAUUUUUUGUUGUUGCAAUCUAUCAAUAUUUACUGAAGUAUGCUCAUUCAGAAUUCCUUAUGGUUGUUUAUAUUCACUAUAUAACCAUUAUACACACGGUAAAUUGAAAACGUUUAAGUAGUUGUAUACGAAAAAAAAGAGAUAAGUCAGUUUCACAUACUGACUGAAAAUAUACUGCAUUCUAUUGAUCAUCUCUCCAAAAGUGCCUUGAGUUUUUUUUCUUACAAACAGUUUUAAAAUAUCUACUUCACAUGUUUGUUAUGUGAGAGAUAUAACGGGAUGUUUACAAAACUUUCCUACUGUAAUACUACUGGUCUAAAAUGCUUAGUGUUUUCUACUGUGGUUAUUUUGAUUGUAAUGAUGAUUAGUUGUUAUUCAUUAGGUAAUCAGACAUAUGAUCCUUGUUGUAUUCAUUUCUUUUCUUUAUUUUCCUCUAAACAUUCAUAUUUUCGUUUCUUUUUUUAAAAAACUGAUUUUGUGUGUGUGUUUUUUAAAAAAAAUUUAUGGACACGAAAAGCAACUGGAACUAAUUUGUCUGAGGACUUUAUCACUUUUCUCCCUGUCUUUAUUUACCUUUACGUUAAAUUAUUUGUGGAUAGGCUUAGAUAUGUAUCCUUUUUUAUUCUUCCACUUCGUUUUUUAUUCGUUACAUUCUUUUGUUCGUAUAUUUUUACACUUACUAGAACAUUGAUAAAUUGUACGUGUUAUAGCUGAGAAGGUUAAUCAUAAUUAAAUUAACUUUUGCGCUAUAGUUUAGUAAUGACUGAAAAGUUCUAGUGUGAUGUAUGCUUCUCUUUAUAUCCUUCAAUUUCUUUUUCGUACUCUAUGUUUGUGAAAUCAGUAAAUUUUGUAACAAAUUUGUUUUUUUUUUUUUGCUGAAUGAAAUAAUUUAUUAUUUUACGC